Aspergillus affinis is the source of this 501-nucleotide messenger RNA. RefSeq lists its product as uncharacterized. The record is from RefSeq and is a predicted model, not a curated record. The transcript is spliced from 2 exons. Lineage: Eukaryota; Fungi; Ascomycota; Eurotiomycetes; Eurotiales; Aspergillaceae. Bases 1 to 501 code for a protein of 166 amino acids.
AUGAUCAUUUCAAACAUCCUCGCAGGCCUGUUGCUGGCUGCGUUGGCAACCCUCGCACAGCCAGCUGACAACGAUGCCCACACCCUCUCUGACCAGAGUACCCUUGAGCUCAGCGGCGAGACCUUCGGCCUGGCUCAACCCGGUGUCCUCGACUCUGAUUUACAAUGCACCUCCCUAACCCCUUCAAACACCCAAACCUUUCAUCUUCCCCGUCACUACUUCAAGAUCUCGAAGUCUUCCUUCCUUUCCACCCUUACCUCAACCUUGAGCUUUUCAAAUACCCCAUCUCAUCUCAAUCCCAUCAGGCAUCUAGCAAAGGCUGAUGCCUGUUUUGUGGAAAGAGAACAGCCUGCCAUCAUGGAGUCCCACACCCCCCUUGAUGAGCAUGCCUCUACAGCUUCACCCACUCGAUCCGACAUCGUUACCCCUGCUUGCGGUGAGAAUUACGAAACAUCCCCUCGCCACAUGAAGUCGCUCCAGAAACUUCAAGAUGUCAUCUAA